UAAUAUUUCUUGUCAUGUGAUUAGAAUAGGAAGGAACAAUGGUAUCAGCCGGUAUUCUGUGUAUUCCAAUCGUUACCGCUUUCUUCUAUUGGAAUAAUUUAUUAUGGUGCUACAUAUUUGGAGUGUUAACCAUAUCAUGUUUCUUCCUGGGAUGCUUAAUUGUUAUGUUCAUAUACAUCGCUCUCUCUCCGAAACAUCAAACUGGCUCGGGCACGUUGAAGACAGUUGCUGAAAUCGAUGCUUUCCAUAAUUUGUUAAUGAAAGGAUAUGCAGUUAAACCUUUAAAUCCCAAAAAACAUGCAAGGUAUCCAUUGGUUUUUACUCGUAUGGUGGAUGGAGCUUUGCAAAAUCUGUUGGAUUUGAUCUUCCAAGAUUUUGUUGGUCUUUGGCUCAGUGAAUUGGCUUUUAAUUCUGAGCAAAUAGUGGAAACUAUGAAACAAGAUGUAUGGGGAGCUAUCCAGAGCGUCCAUGAUCGUUUAUCCAAAGUGGAUCACACAAAACUAGUUGUUUGUAAUAUAGUAAACAAAAUUACUUUUCAUUUUGAAAAGAUUAGGAUUGCUCAAGCUGCUUCGUCAGAAGGCGAAGAUCCAGUAUUUAUUUUAUCAGCACAUUUAAUGUCACCUACAUCUGAAUUAGACUACUUGAGAAGAGUCAGUGAAUUGUAUAUUUUAUUUUUGUUGCCACGUUGUUAUUCUCUUGCACCAAUGAAAUAUUUACUGAGAGAAAUUCUUGCAUGUAAAAUAUUAAAACCAGCAAUAGAUUUAAUAACUGAUCCAGACUAUAUCAACCAAAAAAUCCUAUCUUACAUCGAUCAACAACAACUCACCGAAGCAAUGCAUAGGAAAACAUAUGAGUACGCUGAGUCAUUUGAGGACUUUAUACGUAUGAUUAAAAGUUCUAAAGACUUAGAAGUUCUAAAGCAUAUCAGAUACAAUAUUGUUACGGAGAUUAUGCAAGCGACGACAAUACAAAAUGUGAAAAGAGCGCAAGGUUUAGAUCCAGACAAUAAUGCAUUUGGAAAAUCUGAUGGUAUUCAAGCUAGAAAACUAAAGAGGUAUAUCAGCCAACUGACAUAUGCUAAAAAUACAUGUGAAUGUCACAUGCAAUCAUUAGGAUGGAAUGGAUAUCCUGUUCAGGCCAAUGACAUUCCUGAUUCAGCAGAAAUCACAGGGGAGAGAGUAUUACCGUUGCAGUAUAUCCUGGAUAACGUGAUAGGUCGAAGAUAUCUUUCACAGUUUCUUGAAGAAGUUGCUAGUCAGGAUUUGAUUAGGUAUUGGGCAGCUGUACAAGAGUUGCGGAACGCUGAUAAGUCCAGUUGGCAUCAAUUGGGUGCUGAAAUUUUUUAUACCUACAUUACCUCUCCAACUGCUGAAAUAAAGGUUGAUAGGGCCAUUCGGAAAAAGAUGGAGAGUUUUUUGUUAGGUGAUAUUGGGCCUAAUGUAUUUUAUGAAGUUCAAGACAGCGUCGUUAAAACUUUAGAAGAAAAAUAUUAUUCAUCCUUUGUGGUCAGCAAACAAUACAAAAAUAUGCAACAAGCACUACUUAAUGAAAGAGCAGAUGAUUUAGUUGAAGAUCGCCGAAUAACAAAUGGAACGUUAUCGGAAAAUGUAUCUUUACUUGUCGGAGAACAUUCGUGCUAUGCUCGUAGUAAAUUGGAUCAGUUGCAAGAAAAAUUAAACAACAAAAUGCAAGCUUUGCAGGCGCUAAAAUCUUCGUUAAAACCAGAGAGCAAAGUUUUGAAUUUCUUGGCUAAAGAAGUUGAAUGGUUGCAAAGUGAGAAACGGCAACUAGAAGCGCAUUUAACUCACACAGAAAUGUGGGCGGAACAUUUAGGUCAUUGGAGAGCAGAAGUACAGACAGCAGAAAUACCAGAUAAUGGAGAAUCUCCACAAUUUGUUUUGGUUGUUCAUAUGGCAGAAGAUGAAGGUAACAACGACAGCAUAUGCAGUGGUUGGGUGGUACUGAGAAAAUUACAGGAUUUCCAAGAUUUACACAGAAAACUUCGUCAACUUUGUUCUAACGUAAAAAAUUUAGAUUUACCGUCGCAACCGUUGAAGUUCUUUGGGAAGUCUGACAGAAAUACUUUGGACAAAGCUAAAAUUCAAAUUCAAAAAUAUUUAAAUUUUGUUUUAGAAGACGAAAAACUUAAUCAAAGCGAAGCUUUGUACACGUUUCUUAGUCCAAGCUCAGAACACUUGAAAUACGCACCUCCAUCUCCAAAGAAAUCUCGGUUCUCUUUAUCAACAUUGUUCAAAACAUCUAGUAACAGUAGUGAACUUCGUGACAAGGAUGAUGAAGAAGAUUAUUCUCUCCUAUUAGACGACACAGAUAGUACCCGUUCAAUAACAGAUGGAUGCUUCAGCUCCAAUAAAGAUGCGAUCGCAGAACCUCUGUAUACCCUGUUGGGUGAAAUUUUUGACUUACGAGGGGUGUUUCGAUGGCUGAGACGUUCAUUAAUUACUUUUGUUCAAAUUACUUAUGGUCGCACCAUUAAUAGGCAAAUCAGGGAUACCAUUUCGUGGGUAUUCUCGGAACCAAUGCUUCACUAUUACAUACAAUUAUUUACGAAAUCUUGGUGGCCGAAUGGCCAUUUAGUUUCUGGAACGGUUCUGCGUACAGAUGAAGAGAAAUUAAAGACACGCGGCGAAGCACGAAGACAAUUCCUAAAUAAUGUACCUGAAGUUUUAACCAAUUUAGUUGGAGCGCAAAGUGCUCAACGUGGUGCAAUUAAAAUUUUUGAUUCCUUGCAAAACAUGAAUUUAAACAAACAGUUAUUUUAUGAUAUGUUUGAAGUUGUGAUGUACGAGGUAUUUCCGGAACUAACAGGAAUAAAACAGCAACUACAGUAAACUUUAUCCAUGAGUAUUUUGUAUACAUCUUUUUAGUCAUGAUUUCUUGGCAUUUUGU
Dufourea novaeangliae is the source of this 2907-nucleotide messenger RNA. RefSeq names its product sorting nexin-25. The record is from RefSeq and is a predicted model, not a curated record. NCBI's taxonomy places the organism in Eukaryota, Metazoa, Arthropoda, Insecta, Hymenoptera, Halictidae. The transcript is spliced from 11 exons. The coding region runs from base 39 to 2849 and encodes 936 amino acids. Gene Ontology annotation, molecular function: phosphatidylinositol binding. Gene Ontology annotation, cellular component: intracellular membrane-bounded organelle.